Molecule: messenger RNA, 443 nt
Organism: Drosophila miranda
Lineage: Eukaryota; Metazoa; Arthropoda; Insecta; Diptera; Drosophilidae
Product: cuticle protein 8
Exons: 2
Coding region: 58-342 (94 amino acids)
Source: RefSeq, a predicted model, not a curated record
UGUAGCCAAGAUGUCAUUCAGAAGUCAACCUUCCAAGUAACACAAACAAUCAGCAAAAUGAUGAAAUUCUUCGCCCUCGUCCUGUGCGCUCUGUUCGCCGCUGCUGCCCCCAGUCCCGGACUCCUGGCCUACAACGCCGCCUACUCCGCCCCGCUGGCCUACUCCUCGCCGUUGGCCUACACUGCCCCCGUGGCCUACUCCUCCCCUGUGGCCUACACCGCCGCGUACGCCCCCUAUGUGGCUCCCUAUGCCAGCAGCGUGAGCGCCCACACCGUGGCCCACAGCGCCGCCUUCCCGGCUGUCUAUGCCGCAGCUCCAGUGGCCGCUGUCCUCAAGAAGUAGGAUGCCACACGCGCAUGCCACAGCCACAGACACUCGUACGACAAAUAAAUAAAUGCAAUGCAACAAUGCAGCAGGCCCACGCGCUGACUGACUGAGAAAUA